ACAAAGGGCAGCCACUACGCCUGAACCCCUGCAGCAAUGGAGUUAAACCGGAGCGAGCCGUGGCUGCUGUCCUUGGGUUUCAUCGAGAACGCCUCUUCUUUGUUCGGCGCCACGAACGCGACAGAGCCUACGAGUGUGGCCCCCGGGGCGCUGCUGAAAGGCGGCCUCCUGCUUGCCAUUAUUCUUCUGGCUAUCAGCGGCAACCUGAUGGUCCUGCUGGCUGUCUUCCUCAACGCAAACCUGCGCACAGCCACAAACUGCCUCAUCGUGAACCUGGCGCUCGCCGACCUACUGCUGGGUGCAAGUGUGCUGCCCUUCUCGGCGGCGCUCGAGAUCUUGGAUAAGCAAUGGUAUUUCGGUCAAAUAUUUUGCCACGUGUGGGCAGCCACGGACGUACUCUGCUGCACCGCAUCCAUCAACAGCCUGUGUGUGAUCAGCGUGGACCGCUACAUUGGCGUCACGCGGCCGCUCACCUACUCGAGUGUGGUGACGCACCGGCGUGCCCUGGUUGCAUGCGUCCUUGUCUGGCUGCUGUCCGCUGUCAUUUCUGUGGGGCCUCUGCUCGGCUGGCGUGAGCCCCCUCCCGCAGACCCAUUCGUCUGCGAGGUGACAAAGCAGACAGGUUAUGUCGUCUUCUCGGUCUCUUUCUCCUUCUACAUCCCGACGCUUGUUAUCCUGGUGCUCUACUAUCGCAUCUACAGGGCGGCCACUCGCCAAACUAAGUUCCUGCGUACAGGAGUCAAGACUAUCAAGGGCGAGCCUGGUCAGCUGACUCUACGUGUGCACACCCCUUCUAUGGCGGGAGAUGAUGCGCACAGAUCUUCGGCCGCUGGUGUCCAAGGCCGGCUUGCCAAGUUCAAACGUCAGAAAAAGGCGGCGAAAACGCUUGGAAUCGUCGUCGGCGUGUUCAUAAUCUGCUGGUUCCCUUUCUUCUUCUUGCUACCACUGGGUACCCUGUGCGAGCAAUGUACCGUGCCGCCGCUGCUGUUCGACUUCUGUUUUUGGACUGGGUACUUCAACUCCUGCCUGAACCCAUUCAUCUACGCGUCGACGAGCCGCGAGUACAAUCGCGCCUUUCGUGCUAUUGUGCGUUGCCAGUGGAGCAAGCCCUCCUUCGUUCCACCGGACUCGCAUCAUGCCUCGUCCGGCAGCACGGGGCACAGAACCAGUCGUCCGGGUGUCAGCAGCCUCGGGCGCUCUACUGAGGGCUCGGACAGCGAAGUUCGUUGAGGGGAUUGUGUGUCUCACCUCUUGUCUGGUCUUUUGCCAACCGAAGGCAAUCUUAGGUCAUGGUGGACACGAAGGAAGAAGAGGUCAGCUGUGGUGUGACUAAUGAGAUCUAUAAUCGACAUUCAGGUGGUCAGUGUAGUUAUUUUCCUGCAGGACUCCUGUAAACGUUAAAUAUAUUUAUACCUAUACAUGUAAAAGUUAGCUCAAGGUUUCAAGACAAAUUGUUGAUCUAGAAGUGGUAUUGUUUUAUUCGUACAGAGGGUGGCUACACUGAUAACAGUCAUGAGGUUAGCAUGUGGCGAAAUUUAACAAAUGAGAAAUUAAUGAGGCUGUGGCCCACAAUUUUUUUUACUGCGCUAGCGCUUAUGGGUUCUCUCGAUGCGUCCGUCCAUAAGUACCUCCUAACAGUAAUAAAACUGCCAUGUGCAGCGCGCUUUCAGCUGCUCAACGAGAACUUACGCUUCCCCAGUUUGAAGUGGUUGCAGAAAUAAUAAAAUAAGAAGGGCCAUAAAUCGAAACAAGCAUGGAAGCCUCUGUGGACAAGAUAAAAUUACAGCUGUGUCAGUUCUUUGAUGGGAGUGGUGUACUUGUGCACUACACGAAAUCUAAAAUUACGGACUGUAGGAGCCCGGUCCCGUACAUUAUGUUAAGAAAGUGAUAGCCAGAAAUAAAUUUUUGUUCAUCUUUUCAAAGUAUAACCACAUGAAUAGCUGUGCCUAGAAACUUUUGUUUAUAAGUAGGAGGCUUUCAAAAGUGUAAAAGGAUCAGAAAAUGGAAGAACACCAGGAAAAUUUUCUUGAGUUAUUUGAACAGCAGUUUCUUGACUCUUGGUGCGGUGUUAAAUGUCGUGAGAACAUCGCUAGAAAUGUGCCCCGACGUCCUGGAGCAGCUAUGGCAGCCGCCGUGGCAGCAGUCGGAGGAAACAGUAAUGCUGUAUAAUAUGCGUUGGGAUAUUGUUCUAGCUGCCGCUAUCGUUGCUUCACGUAUCGACCGAAACUGCGAUUAUUUUAUUCAUAUUGUGCACUUGCCUAUUUCCCAAACAUCUGGAGGACGUAACAGGGUCAUACAAUGAGUUGUAUGCUAAUAUACAGCCUAUAUAUGUUGUCGCCUUUUGAGGAAGAAGAAGGCAAAACGAACUGAACAAUCUAGCGCAAACAAUAAGCAACGAAGGAGCUGGAAUGGGACAAGAAACACGCAGAGAUCUCGUUAGCUCCGGGUGAAAGUUAUUUUGCGGUAUCGGAACGAAUGUGCUCCUCCUCCGCCCUCGGUUCGUGUCUGGUACUGCGGACGUUUUCACGAGGACCUUACGGCAAAAUGGCACCAUUCUGACCGCGAAAUGCUGGAAUUGGCGUUUGGCUGCAGAUGCGAGAAGAU
Dermacentor silvarum is the source of this 2604-nucleotide messenger RNA. Its product is annotated as alpha-1A adrenergic receptor. Bases 37 to 1230 code for a protein of 397 amino acids. Gene Ontology annotation, molecular function: alpha1-adrenergic receptor activity. The record is from RefSeq and is a predicted model, not a curated record. Gene Ontology annotation, cellular component: membrane. The transcript has 2 exons. Gene Ontology annotation, biological process: phospholipase C-activating G protein-coupled receptor signaling pathway; adenylate cyclase-activating adrenergic receptor signaling pathway; cell-cell signaling. NCBI's taxonomy places the organism in Eukaryota, Metazoa, Arthropoda, Arachnida, Ixodida, Ixodidae.